UACGUUGACCACUUUUGCCCAUGCACUGCAGUACUUUCCUCGGCAACGUUGUAAGACCUUGCCAGACACCCGAGCAGAUGAUUACACCAGCCUUGCACAUGGUCGCACUUGCCAUGGGAGAGGUGGGGUGCGUUCGGGGAAGGAAAUGUCAAUAUCCCGGUGUAACCAUCGAUCACCGCGCAUGCCAUUGAGCUGCGACUCUUCAGACUUUGUAGCAUCUCAACCUUUGGCAGCACCGCUGAUCGUACGACCAUUACUGCAGUCCAGCCUACCAGACCCAGCCAGCCGCGCUGUUCUCCUUAUGAAUUAUCAAAUGGACUGUGGCAAGAUGCAAGCAAUCCUUCACCUCACACGUUAUUCCCGUUCUGUCAAGUCAAAGUCGCACAGUGCCACAGCCGCCGCUCCCCUACGUUGCUCGAACCACAGUUGCUACCCUGGUCACAUCCACAUCUCACAUCCAAAACACUCGCUACCACUCAUUGCCCUGAGAAAAAUUAUUGACAAGCCCUCAGGAACAUGGUCUUUUGCAACAGGUGCCAGUACCAUCUCGGAUAGAAAACGAUCGGAUCAGACGUGCAGCCGCGGUGAGAUGCAUACGAGACGAACAUGGUCUGAACGGUAUGACGUAAAAGGUCAAUUCCAGACUCACGAUGUCCAGUCUCGCUUGGCUUGUGCCAUGCGCACCGAGCUCCCCGCAGGACGGCGGCACGCUUGAGCUGUAUGGAAUGUUGACGAGCUAUGAGUAUAACCACCGUGAUCGAGUUCGUCUCUCACAGGUUUGCAUGAGGCUGCCUGCCAAUAAUAGCGCUCGCGUCUGCUAACUGUGCGAAGUAACCUUGCAACGCGCGACCUUUGCUUCUCUCCUUAGAC
Paraphaeosphaeria sporulosa is the source of this 870-nucleotide messenger RNA. RefSeq lists its product as uncharacterized. Lineage: Eukaryota; Fungi; Ascomycota; Dothideomycetes; Pleosporales; Didymosphaeriaceae. The transcript has a single exon. The coding region runs from base 146 to 715 and encodes 189 amino acids. The record is from RefSeq and is a predicted model, not a curated record.